UUUUUGAGCAUUUGUAUGAUGUAGGUUUUCGCCUCGGGGAAUACAGGAAUGUGUAUAUCGCAUUACUGCGUUAGAUUAUCUCAUGUAUGUAGGCAUUGAUUUAUUGUUAUUUAGGUACUGCAGAAACGUACGCUAAAUUAUAUUAACGAUUAAGAUUGUAAUUGUAUAACUUAAUUGCAAUUUACUAUUGAUUAUACAAACCAGUCUGUCGGAAAAUUCAAAAUUUUAUUGCAUCGUGUUUUUCAAGAAAGCAUCUUUAUGCUAUUAAGAAAGCCCGAAGGGCUUUAAAUAAUUUCACCGAUCAAUUAUCGGAAAAUUCGCCGAGUUCGAUAACGUUUGAAAUCGUAGGACGGUUCUAGAGUGGAUUCUUAGACGAUUUUGAGCGGCGAUAUGUAUUAAGACGAAUGUUGUCAAAAUAAAUCCUUAGUCGAGCUCGAUCCGUCUCGCAGUAUUCACGUUGAUCGACGUUAUCUUUCCGAUCGCGGUAAUCCUCAACUGUGAGAUAAUGCUGUCGCGAUUACGAAUUAUCAUGCAAAUUGGAAGUGCAUCUAACAAACUGCGUUUUAUAAUAAACUCGUAAAGCUUCCAGCGAAGCCGGAAAAAUUAGCCAAACGAUUAUUGCAAUUAUUUUUUUUCUCAUUGCGAGUGUAUCUCCGCGUAUUAUCGAAGACAAUCUGUGUUUAACGGCUGUGAAACUGCGUGCGACGACUUUAGAAGAGACAAAUCCAAUAAUGUCAACAGAUUCUUCGCGCGGUAGCGCGACGUGAUUGAUACCGUCCGAUGUAUCGUAUGAUAAACCUGUCUCUCCUGUAGUUGAUUACGUCCUUAUAAAUGAUGUUAGUUUUAAUUUAAUAGAAAGUCUAGUGACAGCACUUUAGUGUUAAUUGAAAACGAGUUGUACGGUGAUCUUAUCGUCGUAUACAGUGCCAAAUAAAGCUGAUGCAUCCGCGAAGAUAGUAUAAACUCUGUUUUGAUAACAUGAACGGCGUUUCACGCGUCUAUAUAUAUAUUGACUGUUUUUCCCAAUAAGUUCGUGCGACGAACGCCGAUUAUAUGUGCGUGGGCUAGUGGCAAGUGUAGCUGUGUUUGAAUGGCAAAUGGCAAAAGAUGCUUUUUCGACAUUUUCUUGAUUUAUUUACGAUGUAUAGAUCGUACAGACACAGACAUAUGCGUCGUUUAUCAGACGAGGAAGUAAAGCCUGAGGAUUCUGGUCCCGCAGACUUCGAACGGGCAAUUAUAGCGGCGGGAUAUGGAAAAUUUAAUUACUUGCUGCUGCUGGCGGUUCUACCGGCCAGCUUCUCCAGCAUCUUUUCAUCGUCAGCGAUGUCCUACGUGCUACCGUCCGCCGAAUGUGAUCUCGAGCUGACGAUGUUCGACAAGGGACUGUUGAAUUCGAUGGCGUUCGCAGGGAUGAUCUGCACGGUGUUUUUCUGGGGUUGCGUGACCGACAUGUUCGGUCGUAAGAAAAUAAUGUUCUACGGUUAUCUGCUUACCGGUCUAUUAAGCGUGGCGACGUGCUUCUCGCACAGAUCUUGGCUUUUAAUAACGUUUAAAUUUUUGGACGGCAUGAUCAUAUCUGGCCCGUAUGCGGCACUUAUGUCGUACUUGGCGGAAAUACACAAUGAAGCACAUCGAUCGAGAUCGUACAUGUGGCUUGGCGUGUUCUUCUCGCUUGGAAACAUUUCCUUGCCAUGUAUAGCGUGGCUCAUAAUACCUCAAAAGUGGUACAUCACACUUUUAAGCGAAACAAGAGAGAUCAAUUCCUGGAGGGUGUUCUUAGCCAUUUGCUCUCUGCCCGAGUUUAUAGCGUGCGCCACACUUUUCGCUUUCCCGGAGAGCCCGCGUUUCCUUAUCCUGAAAGGUCGGCACGACGAGGCACUGAGGGUCUUCAAGAAAAUCUACUCGCUCAACACUGGGAAGGAUCCCGACACGUACCCGAUAAAGAGUCUGGAAGAUGAAUACUCCGUUGAAUCGUGCGAAGAACGUAUACAGGACAAGCUGAAAAACUGCUUGAAGCAGAUGAAGCCACUCUUCGUGCGACCUAAUAUUUUCAGAUUGAUACUCGUAUCGAUGAUACAGCUAGGUGCAACGAUAGGGUCGAACUCGCUCCGGCUUUGGAUGCCGCAGCUGUUCGCAAUGAUCGAGAGUUACAAAAACACUCUUAUGAAGAACGAUAGCCACGUGUCGGGUUUGCAGCCCUCAUUCUGUUAUAUGCUAGGCCAGGAGCAGUCGUAUCUUAAUUCCACGCAGUACAUCAACGAGACAAUGAGCAACUCUACAGUAUGUAUUCCGGCGGAGCUGAAUUCUAGAGUCUUCAUCAAUUCCAUCGUCAUCGCUGUGACGGGCGUUAUCGGUUAUACUAUAGCUGGUUCUUUGAUCACCGUAAUAGGAAAGAGAAAGCUAAUGGCAAUUUGCUUCCUCGUUGCUGCUGGUUGUUGCGGCUCACUUUAUUGGGCUGAAGAUACCAACGGUAUCCUCGGACUGUCCUCGGUAUUUGUCGCUAUGACGAGUAUCGGCGGUGCGACUGUCGUUAAUGUCAUUGUCGAUAAUUUUCCUACAUAUCUAAGAACCAUGGCGGUUAGCCUAACAAUGAUGAUGGGAAGAAUUGGCGCGGUAUUUGGCAACUUACUAUUCCCCGUUUUAUUCAACCUGUCGUGUUUAGGGCCAUUUAUCAUGAUCGGCUCGGCCUCUCUAGUGUCCGCACUUUUGGUUACUGUUCUACCGGGAAAACCAACGCAAGAUGACAAACCAAAGGAUAUUGUUUGACCCUGUUAUAGAUGUAUCCAACGAUGAUUUUGUUAUUAGUUUUAAUAUUUGUCGAAAAGUCGACAUGUAAAUAGUUUACGCAGGUUUAUAAUCGCCAUCGUUUUAUAUCCGCGCAGUGUCUUUCAUUAUGUAAAUAUGUACGCUCAUUUAGUAGAUAAGGUCUAUUUGCUCCCACCUACUGUGUUCUACAUAUAUAUAUAUAUUAUAUAUAUACGUAGGAUAAACUAAUGAAUUAUACGGUCGUACAAUGUGUACGACGUGCAUAUGAGGGAAACGUGUUUUAAGCGCAUUUCGCGGCUGCAAUGUUUAACAUCUCGAAAUGUAAUUUCUAUGUCACCGAUCGUUCCAAUCUUAUUUAUCACAAUCUCUUGUUGUAAGCGUUGCUACAACAAAGAAAAAUUUAAUUAUGAUACAAGGCAGGAAAAUGUGAUAAUAUUUUUUUAUUAUUAACGCCUUCAUCCCUUCUGCAUGCAACAUGCGAUUCAGAGAAGAUCCCGAUGGAAAUAUUUUGUUGGAAUUAGUAUUAAGUUGUUCCAAUCUUAUUUAUUGCUAUCCCUUGUUGCAAGCGUAACAAAAACAAAGAGAAAUGUAAUUAUGAUGCAACUAAAGCAGGAAAAAUAAAGCAAAAUGAUUUUAUUAUUAAA
This is a messenger RNA of Vollenhovia emeryi, 3410 nucleotides long. RefSeq names its product synaptic vesicle glycoprotein 2B-like. The record is from RefSeq and is a predicted model, not a curated record. Gene Ontology annotation, cellular component: membrane. The transcript is spliced from 12 exons. Lineage: Eukaryota; Metazoa; Arthropoda; Insecta; Hymenoptera; Formicidae. Bases 1108 to 2766 code for a protein of 552 amino acids. Gene Ontology annotation, molecular function: transmembrane transporter activity. Gene Ontology annotation, biological process: transmembrane transport.